This is a messenger RNA of Hordeum vulgare subsp. vulgare (domesticated barley), 950 nucleotides long. Its product is annotated as ubiquitin-conjugating enzyme E2 7-like. The transcript has 6 exons. Gene Ontology annotation, molecular function: ubiquitin conjugating enzyme activity. NCBI's taxonomy places the organism in Eukaryota, Viridiplantae, Streptophyta, Magnoliopsida, Poales, Poaceae. Gene Ontology annotation, biological process: ubiquitin-dependent protein catabolic process; protein polyubiquitination. Bases 200 to 709 code for a protein of 169 amino acids. The record is from RefSeq and is a predicted model, not a curated record.
UCACCUGUAUCCGCCCGGCCGAGCUUCGCAUAUAUCAUCCGGCCCUGCCUUCCUCCCCUCCCCUCCGCCUCCCGGGAUUCCCACCCUCCACCUCCAAACGCGCACGCGUCCGUCCACGAAUAAAGGCCGAGGGCGGCGAGCCAGGCCCAAUCGCCAAAAACCCUAGCGCCGAUCCGAUCGAGCUCCGCUUUCCCUUCCCAUGGCGGGCCCCCCGAGCCAGGCGAGCCUCCUGCUCCAGAAGCAGCUCCGAGAUCUAGCGAAGAACCCCGUGGACGGGUUCUCGGCGGGGCUGGUGGACGACGGCAACGUGUUUGAGUGGCAGGUCACCAUCAUCGGCCCGCCCGAAACGUUAUAUGAUGGAGGCUACUUCAAUGCAGUAAUGACCUUUCCCCAGGAUUACCCAAACAGUCCUCCUUCAGUAAGAUUUACUUCUGAGAUGUGGCAUCCAAAUGUCUAUCCCGACGGGCGUGUGUGCAUUUCUAUUCUUCAUCCACCUGGUGAUGAUCCCAAUGGUUAUGAGCUUGCAAGUGAACGGUGGACGCCAGUGCACACGGUUGAGAGUAUAGUUCUGAGCAUUAUUUCGAUGCUCUCUAGUCCAAACGACGAGUCGCCAGCAAAUAUUGAAGCUGCUAAGGACUGGAGAGAAAAGAGGGCCGAGUUCAAGAAAAAGGUGAGGACCGUUGUUCGCAAAUCUCAGGAAUUCCUCUGAAAAGGGAGGAUGAUAUGGGGGGGAGUCCGCAAGCGCUGCAAUUCUCUUGCUUUCACCGAAUGGAGGGAGCACUUGCACUUCUCCCCUUGUUUAUUUUCCGUUCAGUGUCGGUCGAAUGGUGAUGUUGGUCUUGUCUCUCUGAAACACUGGAGUGCUGCCUAUUCUAAACUUACCGAUUGUAUUUGUGUGGCACGGAGUUGGUCAAUGCCAAGCAGUAGUAUUUCCGUGUGCUGCCCCUUAA